AUGGAUUCUGAGGACUAUCGAGUCUGGUCCAGAUCCGAGAUCGUCGGUGACGAAGUUGAUUGGAGGACUGCACGCAACAUCCACCCACGAACCACCAUCAAGAAAGAAGAAAUGACUGCCCCCUCCAAGCCGGACACAUCCAUCAACUGGUCUCUGCUCGCCGGCGCCGAAACCACCAAGCCGCCCUCUUCAUCCUCCUCUUCCUCCUCAUCAAGAUCCUCGGCCGACUUGUCGACCCCAAACACGAGCGUGUUAGCAGAUGCCUCCCCGCCCUCCUCCUUCGCCUCCGUCUCCUCGGAGAAACUCGCGCCUUCAAAGGCCCAGCCCUGGAUGCCCAAGAGCCAGGGCUUGUCGCAAGACCCAAACGAUUGGCUGUGGCAGAUGACCGAAGAACCCCAUCGGAGUCGACGAAGAGCGAUCUUGAAAGAUCAUCCUGAAGUACGUAAGUUGAUGGGAUACACUUGGACGACUAAAUGGGUCACCCUGUUCGUCGUCUCGCUCCAGUUGUCCGUCGCCAUGUACUUCGGUUCACGCUCGAAAGAAGGCCUCGAAUCGGCAUGGAACUGGAAGUUUUUCGUGGCCGCAUAUGUGAUUGGAGGGACGGCGAACCAGAACCUAUUCCUAGCGAUCCACGAGAUCACCCACAACCUAGCCUUCAAGAAGAUCCUGCACAACAGGCUCCUGGCGAUCUUCGCCAACCUGCCGAUCGGGAUCCCCUACGCCAUGGUCUUCAAACGCUACCAUCUCGAGCAUCAUAAGGCCCUCGGAGAGGACGGCAUCGACACCGAUCUGCCCACCAAACUCGAGCUGCUCUGUCUCAGAAACGUCCUCGGUAAAACCUUCUUCGCCACUUUCCAGAUCUUGUUUUAUGCCCUCAGACCCGGCUUCGUCCGCUCUCAGAAACUGACCGGCUGGAUCGUUGCCAGCUUUGCGAUCCAACUGGGCUUUGACUACGUGCUCUACAAACACUUUGGGUUGGCCUCGGUGAUGUAUUUGAUCGUGUCCUCGUUCAUGGCCGGCUCGUUGCACCCUUGUGCGGCCCACUUCAUCGCCGAACAUUACGUCUGGACGGCCGACGGAGGCGACCAAGAGACAUGGAGCUAUUACGGCCCGCUCAACAUGCUUGCCUACAAUGUCGGCUACCACAACGAACACCACGAUUUCCCGUCGAUUCCGUGGACCAAUCUGCCCGAAUUGAAUAAGAUCGCCCAUGAGUAUUACGACCCGUUGCCCAAACAUUCCUCCUGGCCUAUGGUCAUCAUCAGGUUCAUCUUCGACAACAAUGUCGGCUUGUUCUCCCGCGUCAAACGGGUCCCCGGCGGCCCCCAUCUUCCCUUAGUCCCCGCUCCUGAUUCUUCCGUCAAUCAUACAGUCGAAGAUCGUAAAGAUAUCUGA
Puccinia graminis f. sp. tritici CRL 75-36-700-3 is the source of this 1395-nucleotide messenger RNA. RefSeq names its product sphingolipid delta-4 desaturase. The record is from RefSeq and is a predicted model, not a curated record. Gene Ontology annotation, molecular function: sphingolipid delta-4 desaturase activity. NCBI's taxonomy places the organism in Eukaryota, Fungi, Basidiomycota, Pucciniomycetes, Pucciniales, Pucciniaceae. The transcript is spliced from 7 exons. Gene Ontology annotation, cellular component: membrane. Gene Ontology annotation, biological process: ceramide biosynthetic process. The coding region runs from base 1 to 1395 and encodes 464 amino acids.